This is a messenger RNA of Daucus carota subsp. sativus, 2124 nucleotides long. RefSeq lists its product as uncharacterized. Gene Ontology annotation, molecular function: RNA-DNA hybrid ribonuclease activity; nucleic acid binding. Gene Ontology annotation, biological process: DNA integration. The transcript has a single exon. NCBI's taxonomy places the organism in Eukaryota, Viridiplantae, Streptophyta, Magnoliopsida, Apiales, Apiaceae. The coding region runs from base 1 to 2124 and encodes 707 amino acids. The record is from RefSeq and is a predicted model, not a curated record.
AUGGAUGCUUACUCAGGAUACAAUCAAAUCCCCAUGCAUGAGCCAGAUCAAGAACAUACCUCAUUUAUAACAGACAGGGGGUUGUAUUGCUAUAUAGGGAUGCCAUUCGGGCUAAUCAAUGCUGGCGCAACUUACCAACGCCUUGUGAACAUGAUGUUUAAAGACCAGAUUGGUAAGACUAUGGAGGUUUAUGUCGAUGACAUGCUGGUUAAGUCCAAGGAGGCGCAAGAUCACAUUCGGCACUUGUCUGAAAUGUUUGACAUACUUAGGAAGUAUCGAAUGAAAUUGAAUCCCCAGAAGUGUGUAUUUGGAGUUGAAUCUGGUAAAUUCUUGGGGUUCAUGGUAAAUCAUCGAGGGAUCGAAGCUAAUCCUGCAAAAAUCAAGGCAUUACUCGAUAUGAAGUCUCCUCAGAAUGUGAGGCAGGUUCAGAGUCUUACGGGAAGGAUAGCAGCAUUAAAUAGAUUUGUGUCUAAAUCCUCAGACAGAUGCAAGGAGUUCUUUAAAGCUAUCAAGGAGGCUGGGAAAACGUUUGUAUGGACGGAUGAAUGUGAAGAGGCCUUCCAAAAGAUAAAGGAACAAUUGGGAAAGCCACCUCUCUUGGCCAAACCCGUAGAAGGGGAAACAUUGAUCUUAUACCUGGCUGUUUCAAGAUACUCGGUCAGCGCCGUUCUUGUAAAGGAGGAGAAGGAUGUUCAGUUCCCGGUAUAUUAUGUUAGCAAAAGGCUGUUGGAUGCUGAGACAAGAUACACAAGCAUGGAAAAGUUGGUAUACUCUCUGAUCUUAGCAGCAAGGAAACUUCGUCCAUAUUUUCAGGCACAUAAGAUUGAGGUAAGAACUUCAUACCCUCUCCGCCAAAUUAUGCAUAAGCCAGAAGCAACGGGAAGAUUGAUGAAAUGGGCAGUAGAGCUAGGACAGUUUGAUUUGGAGUAUAAGCCUAGGGCUACUGUCAAGGGUCAAGCUCUGGCUGAUUUCUUGCUAGAAUUUGAAGAUGAUAGCCAAGAAUGGGCAAUAGUGCCAUAUAGUCCCAACAUUGAGCCUAUUGACGGACUUCUGAUAGAGGAUGAUGCAUGGUGGAAUUUGCAUGUUGAUGGAGCUGUCAACUCAGAUGGAGCUGGUGUAGGGAUAGUUUUGGUUAGUCCCGGGGGGUGUCGAUUGUUAAGUGCCAUCCAUUUAGGGUUCCCUGCAACCAAUAAUGAUGCAGAAUAUGAAGCUUUGAUCAAUGGUCUAGCCCUAGCAGUAGAGAUGAAGGCUAGGAACCUUAUUGUGUAUAGUGAUUCAAUGUUGGUGGUCCACCAGGUAAAUGGGGGGUUCUUAGCUCGAGGAUGGAGGACGAACUUGUACAUGACCCAUACACAAGAGUUAAUGAAGAGGUUCAAAGAGGUACAUUUGGAAAAGGUUCCUCGCGAGAAAAAUGAAGGUGCUGAUGCAUUAGCCAAAGCCAGUUCCAGAAGGGACACCAAGUUAUUGGGAACUAUCCAAUUCUGCGUUCAGGAGAAGCCCAGUGUGUCAGAAGCACAGAAGGUCACCCGGUUCAGAGAAGAUCUGAUGGAGGUGGAGGAUGAAGUUGUGGAUACUUGGAUGACCCCUAUACUUAAGUUCAUCCAGGAGGGUCAGCUCCCGGAAAGUGUAAAGGAAGCCAGAAGUCUCAGAUACAAAGCAGCUAGAUUUGUAAUAUAUGACGGUGUCUUGUACAAGAGAGGGUUCAACCAGCCGCUGCUGAAGUGCAUUGCAGGGGAAGAGUGCAAUUAUAUCUUAAGAGAAGUGCACGAAGGAAUAUGCGGCAAUCACUCGGGGGGUAGUUCACUUGCACUGAAGAUCCUUAGGCAAGGAUACUACUGGCCAACUAUGAGGAGUGAAGCAAGCAAGUUCGUGCAAGCAUGUGACAAGUGCCAGCGAUUUGCCACAUAUUCAUCUCGUCCUGCAGCAAGUCUGACUCCGUUACUCAGUCCAUGGCCAUUCGCUUUGUGGGGGAUAGAUCUCAUUGGAGAGCUUCCAAAAGCCAAAGGAGGAGUCAGGUAUGCAGUAGUGGCAGUAGAUUACUUUACAAAAUGGGCCGAGGCCGCACCUCUAGCAACCAUUACUGCUAAAAAGAUAACAAGUUUUGUAUUCAAUUCAAUCGUGUAA